AUUUGAUUUGGGAAUGGGAAACAUUGAGUUUAUUGCACUUUAAACUAUAGGUAUGCCAUGGGCAUCCAUGCUGUGGCUCCUGUCAAAGCGAGCAUGCAACUCAGCAUUUUGCAUUGACAGCUUUACCAAAGCAAUCCUUUGAAUAUGUGCAGCUACAGAACAGUCUACUCUUCAAACAAAAGAAGGACCAUUGACAUCAUGCAUACACAUAGUGAAAAGUCGGACACACCAGGGCCCCUGCCCUAACCAGUUCAAGUGUAUUUGUUUCAGGGACAGAGGAGGUAGCAUUUAAAGGAUUUUGCCACCAUCAACAAAAAAAGGGCAACAGAGGUUGUCUAUUUCUCUUUUGCCUCUUAAUAUCUCUCUCUCCCUCUCCACUCUCUCACUCCCUCUUUCCCCAGAGGAUAAGCAAAGAGGGAUUUGGAUUUGCCUCAGAAGCAACAAGGUGUCAGGAUGUACAGCUUUAUGGGCGGCGGCCUGUUCUGUGCCAUUAUUGGGAACAUCCUGAUAGUGGUUUCCACAGCGACAGACUACUGGAUGCAGUAUCGCCUCUCAGGCAGCUAUGCCCACCAGGGCCUGUGGAGGUACUGCAUGGCCAACAAAAGCUACAUGCAGACACCAAAUAUAGCAUACUGGAAUGCCACACGGGCAUUCAUGAUCCUAUCGGGAAUGGCGUGCUUUGCAGGCAUCAUGGCAGGCAUCCUCUCAUUUGCCCAUUUUUCUGCCUUUGAGAGAUUCAGUCGUUCCUUUGCAGCAGGAAUCAUGCUUUUCAUCUCCACUUUGUUUGUGCUGCUGGCUAUGGCAAUCUACACUGGCGUAACCCUAAGCUUCCUGGGAAAGCGUUUCGGAGACUGGCGCUUCUCCUGGUCCUACAUACUGGGAUGGGUGGCCAUGCUCAUGACCUUCUUUGCAGGGAUAUUCUACAUGUGUGCCCACAGAUUGUAUGAGUCCAGGAGAGUGGUUGGAAGUCGCUAACCUGAAGAAGAUAAAACUCCAAGAAGCAGAAAGUGUUGGCUUGAAAAUCAUCAGGACCUUCAUCAGCCUUAAUGUUAUACCUAAACUGCAAAUCACACUGACAAAUUAAUAGUUUAAAACAUCAUUAAAGGCCUUUUUUACACAUGCACAUAUAUUUGUAUAAUUCUGCAUAGAUAAAUAUACCAGUCUUCACAAAAGUUUAUUUCACUUUUCAUAAUUUUUUUCAAUAAAAUUCCACAUC
Cyprinus carpio (common carp) is the source of this 1216-nucleotide messenger RNA. Its product is annotated as lens fiber membrane intrinsic protein-like. Gene Ontology annotation, cellular component: plasma membrane. NCBI's taxonomy places the organism in Eukaryota, Metazoa, Chordata, Actinopteri, Cypriniformes, Cyprinidae. The record is from RefSeq and is a predicted model, not a curated record. Gene Ontology annotation, molecular function: structural constituent of eye lens.